Messenger RNA from Babjeviella inositovora NRRL Y-12698, 1992 nucleotides. Its product is annotated as ERMES complex Ca(2+)-binding regulatory GTPase. Bases 1 to 1992 code for a protein of 663 amino acids. Gene Ontology annotation, molecular function: GTPase activity; GTP binding; calcium ion binding. NCBI's taxonomy places the organism in Eukaryota, Fungi, Ascomycota, Pichiomycetes, Serinales. Gene Ontology annotation, biological process: small GTPase-mediated signal transduction; regulation of mitochondrion organization; mitochondrion organization. Gene Ontology annotation, cellular component: mitochondrial outer membrane. The transcript has a single exon. The record is from RefSeq and is a predicted model, not a curated record.
AUGCUAUCAGGAGAAACCAUCCGGGUAGUGGUCUGCGGCGAUGAGGGUGUAGGAAAAUCCUCCCUCAUCACCAGUUUGGUCAAGGAGACGUUUGUAUCAAACAUCGAACAUGUGAUCCCGCCGAUCAACAUCCCCGUGAGCACGUUCGAGCUCCUGACGUCAACUCCCGCGCCGAGCAGCAUCUUACUCAUCGACACAUCCGUCUCGGAUACGGCAGCACUCCAGCAGGAGCUCCGAAACGCUCACGUAAUCUGGCUUGUGUACGCAGACCAUUACACCUACGAGCGGAUCACGCUCUACUGGCUCCUGAUGUUCCGCGACAUCGGUGUUAACCUCCCGGUGGUGCUCUGUGCGAACAAGUGUGAUGAGGAUCAGGACGCGCCGCUUCCCAACGUCACCAGCACCGACAACAGCAAUAGUGUGGAGAACCUCGGCGAGGCGUUUAUCCCGAUCCUCAAGAAGUACAAGGAGAUCGAGGCGUGCAUCCGGUGCAGCGCCAAGGAGAGCUACAACGUGAACGAGGCGUUCUAUCUCUGCCAACGCGCCAUCACGCACCCGAUCCUGCCCUUAUUUGACUCCAAACAGGGCAGCCUCAAGCCUGACGUCAUCACAGCGCUCAAGCGCAUCUUUUUCCUCUGUGACAAGGACCAGGACGGCUUCCUCAACGAUGCGGAGUUCCUCGAGCUCCAGUUGCGUUGCUUCGGCGCCGAGCUCCAGCCUAGUGAUCACCAAUUGUUGAAAGCCACCAUCGCGGGCCUCCUCCCUACAUACGAUGAGGCGCGCGGUUUGAGCGUGGACGCAUUUCUCUUACUAAACAAGAUAUACUCGGAGAAGGGCCGCCACGAGACCAUCUGGAGCAUCCUCCGUUCCUUCCAGUACACUGACUCGCUCUCGCUUGAUGAUAAGUUCCUCCACCCAUUCCUCAACGUGCCCGCAAGCGCGUCCGUGGAGUUGAGUCCGCAGGGCUACCGCUUCUUCGUGGACUUGUUUCUCAUCUUCGACAAGGAUAACGAUGGUGGCUUGAACGAACAUGAGCUUACUGAGUUGUUUUCGCCGACCCCGGGUGUGCCAAAGCUCUGGCAGGAGACAAACUUCCCCCAGACAAUCGUGUGCAACGAGAACGGGUACGUGACGCUCCAGGGCUGGUUGGCUCAGUGGCUGAUGACCACUUUCCUUGACUACCACACCACCUUGGCGUACCUCGCGUAUCUCGGUUUCGAGAGCAAGUUCAAGACCACCAAAGUAUCCACCGUCUCGGCGUUGAAGGUCACCAAACAGCGCAAACGCAGACAGCGUAAGGGAAGGAGCUUCCGCGCGCAGAUCACCGACCGCAAUGUUUUUAGCUGUUUUGUUGUUGGCGAGUCCAACAGCGGCAAGACUUCGCUCCUCCAGUCGUUCUUGGGCCGAUCUUACAGUAACACGUACUCGCCCACGAUCCAGCCGCGCACGGUGGUGAACAACGUUGAGCUUCGCGGUGGGAAACAAUGCUACUUGAUCUUGGAGGAGCUCGGACGGCUCGAGCCGGCAAUCUUGGAGAACCAGAAGCGUUUAAAUCAGUGUGAUGUGAUCUGCUACGCGUAUGACUCGUCCGACCCGGAGAGUUUCCAGUACAUUGUCGACUUGCGCGAACAGUAUCCGGGGUUAGAUAAUAUCCCCUGUGUAUACGUGGCGCUCAAGGCGGAUUUAGAUAGACAGCAGCAGCGGUGUGAUGUUCAGCCAGACAAUUACACCCGUGAUUUGUACCUUCCGCCACCGUCGCACGUGUCUUCGUCGUGGCCGACGUCGUUGAACGAAUUGUUUGUGCGCAUGGUGGAAACGGCGCAGGUGCCGAGCUCCGCGACCCCGGGCUUAGAGCCCGAGCCUGAGGAUGUGGGGAUGAGUCCAAUCGUGUUGGCAGGGGGAGCGGUAGGGGUGAUGGCGUGUUUAUCGAUAUGGUUUUGGCGGCGGGGGAUUGUUGAGGGCGUGAAGGCGGUAACGGCGAGGAAACAAUGA